UGUCACAUAGACAUCAAAACUUACCGUGAAACACAUCAUUUGCGUCAAUCAAGUCAUCAAGGAUUGUACUGGGAAAUAUUGCCUUUGGUGCCAACAUAUCAUGUCCAGAAAUCACCAACCAUAACGCGUACAUUUUUGUACUGUGGGAGGGAAAUGGAGCACCCGAACGAAACCCACGCUGUCACGGGGAGAUGGAGCACCCGGAGGCACACAGUCACCGGGAGAUGGAGCACCCAGAGGAGACACACAGUCACGGGGAGAUGGAGCACCCGAACGAAACCCACGCUGUCAUGGGGAGAUGGAGCACCCGGAGGAGACACACACACAGUCACGGGGAGAUGGAGCACCCAGAGGAGACACACACAGUCACGGGGAGAUGGAGUACCCAGAGGAGACACACACAGUCACGGGGAGAUGGAACACCCGGAGAAGACACACACAGUCACAGGGAGAUGGAGCACCCGGACGAAACCCACACAGUCACGGGGAGAUGGAGCACCCGGAGGAGACACACACUGUCACGGGGAGAUUGAGCACCCAGAGGAGACACACAUUGUCACGGGGAGAUGGCGCACCCAGAGGAGACACACACAGUCACGGGGAGAUGGAGCACCCAGAGAAGACACACAGUCACGGGGAGAUGGAGCACCCAGAGGAGACACACAGUCAUGGGGAGAUGGAGCACCCGAACGAAACCCAUGCUGUCACGGGGAGAUGGAGCACCCGGAGGCACACAGUCACAGGGAGAUGGAGCACCCAGAGGAGACACACAGUCACGGGGAGAUGGAGCACCCGAACGAAACCCACGCUGUCACGGGGAGAUGGAGCACCCGGAGGAGACACACACACAGUCACGGGGAGAUGGAGCACCCAGAGGAGACACACACUGUCACGGGGAGAUGGAGCACCCGGACGAAACCCACACAGUCACGGGGAGAUGGAGCACCCGGAGGAGACACACACUGUCACGGGGAGAUUGAGCACCCAGAGGAGACACACAUUGUCACGGGGAGAUGGCGCACCCAGAGGAGACACACACAGUCACGGGGAGAUGGAGCACCCAGAGAAGACACACAGUCACGGGGAGAUGGAGCACCCAGAGGAGACACACAGUCACGGGGAGAUGGAGCACCCGAACGAAACCCAUGCUGUCACGGGGAGAUGGAGCACCCGGAGGCACACAGUCACAGGGAGAUGGAGCACCCAGAGGAGACACACAGUCACGGGGAGAUGGAGCACCCGAACGAAACCCACGCUGUCACGGGGAGAUGGAGCACCCGGAGGAGACACACACACAGUCACGGGGAGAUGGAGCACCCAGAGGAGACACACACUGUCACGGGGAGAUGGAGCACCCGGACGAAACCCACACAGUCACGGGGAGAUGGAGCACCCGGAGGAGACACACACUGUCACGGGGAGAUUGAGCACCCAGAGGAGACACACACUGUCACGGGGAGAUGGAGCACCCAGAGGAGACACACACAGUCACAGGGAGAUGGAGCACCCAGAGGAGACACAUAGUCACGGGGAGAUGGAGCACCCAGAGGAGACACACACAGUCACGGGGAGAUGGAGCACCCAGAGAAGACACACACCGUCACGGAGAGAUGGAGCACCCGAACGAAACCCACACAGUCACGGGGAUAGUGUACAAACUCCUUAAGACACAGCCAGAAUUGAACGCCAAUUGAGAUUGCUGGCACUGUAAAAGAGGCACUUACAGGAAACGAAAGAAAUACAUACAACAGAAUUUAUGAAAAACUAUAAGUAAAGACUGACAAACAACCAAAGUGCACAAGAAGACAAAUUGUACAAAGG
Molecule: messenger RNA, 1821 nt
Organism: Mobula hypostoma (lesser devil ray)
Lineage: Eukaryota; Metazoa; Chordata; Chondrichthyes; Myliobatiformes; Myliobatidae
Product: filaggrin-2-like
Exons: 2
Coding region: 154-1524 (456 amino acids)
Source: RefSeq, a predicted model, not a curated record